UAACAUUAAGUUAUGACGACAAAUAUGAAAUAAGCCAUGUCAUUUAAUUUAUUUCUUCAAACGGCGCAAUCGCUGCUAUAUUUAUUACCCAAUUAUGUUGCAUUCAGUUUUCUCACGCUCGCAUCUGAAAUCAAAAUGGCGGUCCACGUGGUUGUCGCGCAGGUCCUGAUCCUGUAGUGGAUGCUCUGUGGAAACUGAAAGACAGAGGAGUUCGCUGAUAAUAUCGUUGGCACCACUAUUUACUAGCUGUACUUGGUGGUCAGACCAGUGUUUUAAUACGUCAUUUCAUAUCAUGGACGACACUGAAGGCAAGCACCCAUACGGAAGUCGGCUUCUGAAGGAUAUGGGAUGGAGUCGAGGGAAGGGCCUUGGCAAAAAUGAAGAUGGCAUGAAGGAGCCCUUGAAAGUGAAGAAAAAAUUCAACACAAAGGGCAUUGGCUUUAACGGGGUCGAUGACAAAUGGAUAGAACAUCAGGAGACAUACGAGGACAUCCUUUCUGAGUUAAACAGUGGCGCUGCACCUGAAGAAGGUAGCCCCAAGUUGACUUCAAUUGAACAACGUUCUCGAAGCCUUCGGGGACGUGUCCACUACUCUAAAUUCCUUCGUGGUAAAGACUUAAGCCAGAAAAAGGAAGAGGACCUGAAGGCCAUCGUCAUAAACCGUAAGAAAGGCAAAGCUUGUUCUGAUGACGAUGAAGGAAAUGACGUAGAACAUGAGCACUCCGACGACACCAUGCAUCCAUUGACAUACACAAGCAACAUCAGCUACCAAGAGUAUUUUGCUCAACGGAUGAAGCACAAGAAAGAAGCUGCCGCUUACACUCCAGGAAGCAGCGAAGUUGCAAAUGCUGAGCGUGUAGGUUUGGCACCUAAAGACAAGGGAGUCGAGGAGCGGCAUGAUCCUGGAAAGAAGCAAAAAGAAAGGAGGAAAGAAAGUAAGAAACAGUCAACAGAGAUUCCAAGUGAUGCGAGACUGCUACAGGAUGGGGAAGACAGCACUGAAACUGAAGAGGGAUCGAGCAAGAGGAAACACAGCAAGCGAUGCAAACAGCCUUACGAAGAAAGUGGGAUGCGUAAUGGUGAAGUAUGCGGAGUGGUAGACGUGGAGGGCAUAGGAGCAGGCGGUAACAUUCUAAAAGCUGAACAUAAGGCAAAGAAAGCGAAAAAAAAAGGUAAUGGCUCCGGGAGCGGUGGCAGCAAAAGUCCAGAAGAGACUGAGGAGUCCGACAAAGGUACGGCUUCAACAAAAAAGAAAAAGAAGGCCCAAAAUGGGGACAGCUCCAGUACUGCGGAGGAUGGAAUGGUGUUGCAAGCAGAAGAUGACAAGCAGGAGGAAGUCGAAAGUCUGGAUAGGAAGCGGAAGAAACGCAAGAGUGGAUGUGCAGGCAACGAGGGGUCUGCAGGUGAGGGCAGUGAGGAUCCCGCAACGACAGUCGACAGGGUGGCGGAUGCUGAAAAUGCUGUUGAAGAUGCUGUUUCAGCGAAAAAGAAAAAAAAGUCUAAUGGAGUCAGCUUAGCUACUGCGGAGAACGGAGUGGUGUUGCGAAGAGAAGACGACAAGCAGGAGGAAGUCAAAAGUCCAGAUAAGAAGCACAGGAGUGUCUGUGCAUACAGCGAAGGGUCAGCAGAUGAAGGUGGCAAAAAUCCCGCGACAACAGCUGACGGGGUAACAGAAGCGAAGGAGGUUCCAGCUAAAAAGAAAAAAAAGUCCAAAAAGGGGGUCAGCUUAAGUUCUGUGGAGAACGGAAUGGCGUCGCAAGCAGAAGAUGACAAGCAGGAGGAAGUUGAAAGUCUAGAUAAGAAGAGGAAGAAACGCAAGAGUGGACGGGCAAGCGACGAGGGGUCAGCAGGCGAAGCUGUCGAAAAUCCUGCGAUGACAGUCGACGAGGUAGCCGAAGCCAAGGAGGUUUCAACGGAAAUUAAAAGCAAAUCCCAAAAAGUGAUCAGGCCAGACAGUACAGAGGAUGGACUAGUUUUACAAGCUGAAGGUACCGUGCAGGACAAAGACAAAAAGUCGGAUAAGAAAUCAAAGAAGCACAAAAGGUCAAAAUCACAAGAAGGAGCCAGGUCUGAUACCGAGAAUGAAACGGUACUGACAGCUGAACAUAAUGUACUAAAGGGAAAUGAAAGCCCAGUUAAAAAAAGAAAGCUUCGGGGUGAGGACGUGGGCGGAUGCCAAGAGGAAGUUGAGCAAAAGAAUCAAACGAAAGCUCCCACUGUUGGGGAUGACAUGCGUACACAAGACAAGAUCACCACAGAUUCGACAGAGAAGGAAAAACUGAAGAAUGCAGACACUCUUUCUGUAGAAAGACCCAUCAAGGAAGAAGCAGGAUCGAGUGACCGUCCUCCAGACAAAGUGCCGUCUGAGGACACUAAGAAAGGAUUGAUGAACAACACAUCAUUUAAAGAGGACUCUGGGGCAGCAAGCUGUGUUGAGAAGGUUGCCGAGACCUCCGCAUCCAAAAAAAAGAAGUGUAAGGUAUCUCAUGCCAAGGAAAAUGUUGAGACAUCAAAAGACGUCGAAGGUUCAGAUAAAAAGGAAAAACGCAAAUGGAAGACGGAAAUAGAAACGGAAGUCCCCGUCCAACGAGGAAAUGAUACCGCAGCUGAUCCGCAGGUGAACAGUGCCACAGUCGAAGUAUCGCAAAACGUGUGUCCAACGGGGAAGGCUGAAGAAUACUCUUCUUCGACGGACGAGAAACACCGGGUGCUAGAUGGCGAGGGUACUUCAAAAUCGGACAGGGACAGUGUCACGUGCGAAGAUGCUUCUCCUCGAAAAAAGAAAGUUAAAGUUGGGGUGAGCGCUAAGAGAAAGAUCCUGAAGAGCAAGACGUCCAAACAAGACAACCCCGCGACACUUGAGGCAAUAAAGAAACUGCAGCGACUACAAGUUGAGCUACAGAACGUACUUCAGCAGUUGACAGGCGGCACGGAAAACGAGGGAAAGCGCGUGCCGGGUGCAGUCAAGACGCAGAAGGAAGGAACAAAGAAAAAGAAGGUUGCAGGCACGACGACCGUUGCAAAGAAGGUAGCCACAAAGGUCGAGGCAGAAGCUGAGGCAAAACACGAGACGUGCAGAAAGAGGAAGCUCGCUCCAGAUGCAGACGGAACCAAGCGAAAAGUGGCAAAGAGAAAGAAUGUGGCAGAAAGCGAAACUGUUGUAAAGCGAGCAAGGACCAAAGCAAAGAAUGAAACAACAUCGAGCGAGAGCAAAGUUGAAGGUGAGCGACAAGAUGCCGAAGCAGAGAGGCAGACGCACACUGGUGAAAACUGCAGCGAUAACAACACUCCAGUGUCGGAGUGUGAGGAUCUCCACUAUGCGAGACAAAUAGUGUACAGCAACAACGUUAAACAGGAGAGGUUCAAACUGCGUCCAGGGAGGUACUUGUACUAUCUUACGAGGGAUCUUAGAACCGUAUACCGUAAUACAAACCUGAAGGACAUUCCUGGAUAUGCGUCACAAGAGUGGAUGAAACAGUGUACCAUGCUCUUCGCACGUUCCCUACAUGGGAUGGCCACGGAAGGGAAGAGCCAGCCUGAUGUGUAGUGUUUGUGUGCAGACUGAGAAGCUCGUUGUCUAAGUUACAUCGAGCUGUUUAAAUUUUUUUACCGAGCGAGGAGCCAAUACGAUGGAGAGAGGUUCUGUUCCCGAGAUGCAACUGUAUGGGUACUGUGUGGCACGAAGUAUGCGAGUAGCAAAAAGCUAUUUAAUUUUUGUACAUACGAGGACUGAUCACAAAGACGACGGGUUUAUGUGAAGGAAGUGAAAUACUUGUAGGUUUGGAACUUGGGUCACUAUCGAGGUAGUCCGCCUUUAGAAGCCACACACUAAGCCCAUUGCAGUUUCCACUAUCCCGAACAUUUUUGCAUAUUUUCAUUGGAAGCAGCUAAGGGUGGUCCCUUCACGUUGAUUUGAAUCUCCUGAACAUCCUGAAAUACUUUUCUGUCAGCUGGAUGUUUGGGAAAUUCAAAUGAAUGCGAUGAGGCAGCUCUUUGCUGUUUCUAAAGAAGACUUAGAAAAAUCUUUUGUACAGUGGAAAGAGCACUCGGAUAAGUGUGUAAAAUAUCCAAUGGAGGCCAUCUCAGUGGUGACAAAAAUUUAGGUUUCUUUUAUUGCGACUGCAAAUGUGUGCCACGAAGAUUGCUUAUUGCCAAGUCUAUCCGUUGCCCUAGUCCAUGAAAUGCCGCACCGGGGGUAGUGGCCGAUAUUUCUGUGGCGUCUGAUUGAGCGAACUUUGGGGUCUGCACGAAAGUGAAUUUGAAAUACUUUUGUUCAGUACGUUUGCCACCUAAGGACUGAAUGUGUGACAGAUAUUUGCUGAUCUAUUAUUUGGCCUGCAGUUAAUAGGAAAAUGUGACUCAGUUUUCUGAAAUUUUUAGCAGCCUUUAGUUCUCAAGAGUUGAUUUCAUCCAAAUUGUACUUUGUUAACGUGGCAUUGCACUUAAUAAGUGUGUAAUAUACUGCUAAGGACGGCUCCUUCGAGUACCUAAAAGACUGGUAGCAAAGCUGUUACGAGCUUUUGGAGCUCUUUUGCAAGGGGGGAGGCAUGCCCUGCUAAAUUCAUACUGUGAUCAUACUGCCGUAAUGAGAGUACGUCGUGCCAUCUUGGGAUUGGAACCAAAACAUUUUAUUAAACUUUUACAGGCAUUCAAUUCCAUAUGCAUUUGAGAUUGCCUGCACAUUCAUAUUCCAUUACAAACAUGUUGUGCCAAGGUUGAGGGUAUCAGUUAAGAAAUUGUGCUGUAGUCAUAUCAUGCAGACCUUAACAGAAGCAGUCUCAAGUGAUGAAAUUAUCAUUGCAGCUCUAAGUUGCCUCAGUAAACUGAGUGUCAUGAAUAAAGAACACAGUUGUCUGUUGG
Ornithodoros turicata is the source of this 4860-nucleotide messenger RNA. RefSeq lists its product as uncharacterized. The transcript has 6 exons. NCBI's taxonomy places the organism in Eukaryota, Metazoa, Arthropoda, Arachnida, Ixodida, Argasidae. The coding region runs from base 293 to 3547 and encodes 1084 amino acids. Gene Ontology annotation, molecular function: nucleic acid binding; telomerase inhibitor activity. Gene Ontology annotation, cellular component: nucleolus. The record is from RefSeq and is a predicted model, not a curated record.